AUGGCGUAUUUGGGUUUCAAUGGCUUCAGAUUAUCGAUUGCAUGGACCAGAAUACUACCAACUGGAAAGAAAAUUGAUGGAGUCAACGAGGAAGGCAUCCAAUUUUACAAAGACCUCAUCGAAGAACUUCAUAAACAAGGAAUUGAGCCUUUCGUGACUCUUUUUCAUUGGGAUGUUCCUCAAGCACUCGAAGAUGAGUAUGGUGGUUUCUUGAAUUCUAAAAUCAUUGACGAUUUUCGGGACUACGUAAACAUUUGCUUUGAUCGAUUUGGGCCCGAUGUGAGGUAUUGGAUCACCUUGAACGAGCCAUUGAUAUUCACCCGCUUCGGAUAUGUUGAUGGCAACUUUCCUCCUGGCAUUGUGGAGGAUCCUGGGAAAGACCCAUAUACAGUGGCCCACAACUUGCUCAGGGCUCAUGCAGCCGCAGUGGAUCUCUACAGGAACAAUUACCAGCAAUCCCAAGGGGGAAAGAUUGGAAUUUCAUUGAUUUGUACGUUGAUGGUUCCUUUAUCCGAUGAACGUGCCGACAUUGAAGCUGCUGCAAGAGCUUCUGAUUUUCAAUUUGGAUGGUUUAUGGAUCCUAUAACCUUUGGAGACUAUCCAAAGAGUAUGCAAUAUCUUGUCAAGGACCGGCUGCCAAAGUUUUCUCCGAAAGAAUCUCUCAUGUUGAAAGGGUCAUUCGAUUUCCUUGGAGUGAAUUAUUAUACUGCAAGUUAUGUUACUAAUGCCCCUUACUCUCCUCUGGGUAAUUAUGCCACCGAUGGUUGUUACAAAGUUUUGAUUUCUUCAUUUUGUAGUGCUGGUGUAGAUGUGAAGGGAUACUUUGUGUGGUCUUUGUUGGAUGACUUUGAAUGGAAUUCUGGUUAUACAGUUCGCUUCGGUCUUUACUACGUAAAUUUCAAGAGUGAAUACCUGCAGAGACAUCCAAAGAAUUCAGCCAAAUGGUUUAGAAAAUUCCUCGCUCCAUAA
This is a messenger RNA of Telopea speciosissima, 969 nucleotides long. RefSeq names its product isoflavonoid 7-O-beta-apiosyl-glucoside beta-glycosidase-like. Gene Ontology annotation, molecular function: beta-glucosidase activity. The transcript has 7 exons. Lineage: Eukaryota; Viridiplantae; Streptophyta; Magnoliopsida; Proteales; Proteaceae. Bases 1 to 969 code for a protein of 322 amino acids. The record is from RefSeq and is a predicted model, not a curated record. Gene Ontology annotation, biological process: carbohydrate metabolic process.